This is a messenger RNA of Hirsutella rhossiliensis, 1770 nucleotides long. RefSeq names its product zinc finger domain-containing protein. The record is from RefSeq and is a predicted model, not a curated record. NCBI's taxonomy places the organism in Eukaryota, Fungi, Ascomycota, Sordariomycetes, Hypocreales, Ophiocordycipitaceae. The coding region runs from base 1 to 1770 and encodes 589 amino acids. The transcript is spliced from 2 exons.
AUGUUUCCCAUUCGCCCUGCAGAGGACGCCAACGUCCGGCCCUUGACGGAUGAGGACCACCACCUGCUUCUCCGACUUGUUCAGCGUUACGGCAUCCCCAGUCUCCUGUGCGCCCUGACCGGCUCUCCCGAUUCAUCGGGCGCCUCGACCUUGUCAGCGAGCACGCUGCUCAGCAACGUGAGCGCUCCGUCGCUGGCGUGGACCAGCUCAGCAGCGUCCCAGUGCCGGUCCGACGACGCCUCCAUCAACACCCAGUGCACGUGGCCCGAUGUGGCCACUGACGUGCAGCCCAUGCACGACCCGGAGCCCAGCAAGAUUAGCGAACGCUCGUGGCUCGACUCGCCAGCCCCCGUGCCGUCGCCGCUCCCCCCGAGUGACGUGACCUCGCACCCAUCUCCCCAGUUGGCGGUUCCUACGUCCAAAAAAUAUCAGUGCCCCAUGUGCUUCUUGGACAACAGCCCCGUGGGCUUUGGCCGAAAGAGCGACUUCAAGAAGCACCUACACAACUUCCACGGCUCCGACGUCGAGUGGAUCUGCCGGACCAAGGGCUGCCACCUGUCCUUCUCGACGGAGCGCGCCUACAGCACGCACGCCAAGGAGGCGCACCGCAUGAAGGCGCUGCCCAACAGCGCAGCCCGGACGGAGCUAUGCGCGCAGGUUGUCUUUGCCUGCGGUUUCGGCGCCUGCAAAGACCGCCUGUUCGAGGCCCGCACCGCCGACGACUCUUCCUCCACCCGUGACAAGCACUUUGAGCACAUUGCCAAGCACUUUGAGGAAGGCUUCGAUGUCAGACGGUGGGAAUACAGGGUACAGCUCCAGAACCUCAUGCGGCAACCCCAGGUCAAGCACACGUGGAAGACGUGCAUCUGGCCCAAGGAGAAGCGGCAGCAGCUCAUCUGGCGACCGCGCUCCUCGGGAGACCUAAAGCGCAUCCUCGAGUGCCGUCACCUGGGCGACAAUAUCCCCCAGCUCGUGCGGCUGGCCUACAUCUUGGGCACGCCGCCAUUCACCUCGCCGACCACACCGCCGAUGGGCGACGUCGAGAUGUACUUUCAGCUACCGUACCGAAGCUCCUGCCUCAUCAACUCACCGGGACACUCGACAGUGAACCUGAGCCCCAAGAUCGAGGACGACGCCGCGUCGACGCUAACCGUCUCCAAGAGGCGAUCUAGCCGCUCGAGCCUGACGCAGUCGGUGUUUAGGCUGUCGAGCCGGCAAGGGAAGCGGGCAUCUCGCCCGCCGACGCCCGCGAGCGUUCUCAGCAGCAGCGGAGCCGGGACGACGACACCAGGCAGCGGUGGGCACGGCGGACACAGCAUUCACGGCGACGACACAAUCAUGGGCGAAGACGCGACGGCGGCGGGCCCGCACCCCGGCACGCCGUUUCCGAUCCCCAACGAGGCCGUGUGGCCGCCCGACGCGCCCAAGUUUGCGCCCGAGGUGCAUGCCGGGCUACCCAAGCAAGUCAACACGCCCGUCGACAACGCGCCGAUGAUGUACCCGAUGCAGCUGGAGCAGAACCCGCAUCAGCCAUGGUGUGCCAUGGACGCAUUCGAUCCCUACUCUCCACAAAUGGGUAUGCCGCAGGGCAUGUACGAGUACCCGCUCAGCUCGACGCCGACGGUGCGGCCGGCGACGCCGGUGCCUCACAAAAGGCCAGCCUCGUGGGGGCGCGUCAUGAGCAUGGAGACGCUGCGGCCGGCCAAGAAAUCGGUGCCGCACGAGCACCCGUGCCCGCCCGAGCUGAUGCCCACGAUGCUGGGCAUGUAG